AUGGGAGGGAGGAGGACAGCAGAGGCAGUCUCCUAGUUCUUCCUCUCCUUCUUCUCUCAAACAUCUGGGUGACAUCUGCAAGGAGGAUGAUGUCGCACAGCUUUUUGUCUGCAUUCCUUUACCUGCUGAUGCUCAGCCCCCCCAGGCUAAGCGCACAGGAGGUGCUGGUGCGUCUGGCAGGUGAGGGUCGGCGUGGAGAUAAUGAGGGACGUGUGGAGGUCUUCUAUCAAGGCUCUUGGGGGACGGUGUGCGAUGACGAGGUGGACAUUAACCUGGCUAAUGUGCUGUGCAGACAGCUGGGCUUUCAGCGCAGCUUCACCUGGGCGCACAGCGCCAAGUUUGGCCGGGGACAAGGUAUGAUUUGGUUGGAUAACGUACGCUGCAAAGGCACAGAACUUUCUGUGGCUCAGUGUCACUCCAAUGGCUGGGGGGUCAAUGACUGCACCCAUGCUGAAGACCUGGGAGUCAUCUGCAGCCCUGAAAGGAGAGCCAGGGCCCCCGCUGUCACAGUAGACCAAGUAUCUUCUUCCAACAGGCAGGAGAGACAGAGAAUCCCACAGCCUGCACCCCAUCCUGCUCCACCUGGAGCCAGCAUCCAGCCUCUUUCCAGAAGGGGUCACGAGAUUGCUCUCCACCGCACCCCCACCUCCUCACGGCGCAGCCAGCUCUCCCCUCAAGAAAACGGUCAUGAGAUUCAGAUUCUGCGACGUCAUCACGGAAGUGGGAGAUCAAACCAGCAGCCCAGCCAGUCUCUACCUCAAGGUCACCAGCUGCCGUCACGCCUGGCAAAUGGUGCCACCUUCAGGCCGAGGCAGGAGACAGUAGAAGGAAGCCCACAGGCGGUGAGACAGGCCGAGGAGCACCCCCAACGUGAGCCCCACUCCCAGCUACAAUCUGAGAGGAGGGAAGACCAGCAUCAGCAGCUCAGCGGAAACCAUGUGGAACCCGAUCCGAUCCAUCCAGACCUGGGAUUGGAGACUGAACCACAAGGCACAGAGGAAUCUGAGAGGGGUCACUUAGUCGAAGUUCGUAUUCAUCCUGUCCUGUCCAACUACCGUGGGGGUCUGGUGACAGAGGGAGUGGUGGAGGUGAAACAUUCUGGGAAGUGGCGUCAUGUGUGUGACCACGGAUGGGACCUGAGCAGCAGCAGAGUGGCCUGUGGCAUGCUGGGAUUCCCAGCAGCAGAGGCAUUUGACAAGCCUGCCUACAGGAAACUAUGGGAGUCCAAGUUGGCAGAUCCCUCAUCUGGGAUCAGGACACAAAUCCAGAAGAAAUCCUACUGGGUGGAGAAGGUGCGGUGUCAAGGUGUGGAGGCCUCCCUGUCCCAGUGUCACUCUCAGCUGUCCCUCCCCAGAAGCGAAGUCCCCUGCAGGGGGGGCAUGCAUGCUGUGGUCCGCUGUGUCCCAGGACACCAGUUCAGCUAUCAGAGCAGAACUCCAGCUCCACCUGCGGUAUCGCCUGUGGUGCGCCUGAAGGCGGGGGCUCGCCUCGGAGAGGGCCGCGUUGAAGUUCUGAAGGAGGGGAAGUGGGGCACAGUGUGCGACCACCUGUGGGACCUGAGCGCAGCCAGUGUAGUCUGCAGAGAGUUGGGCUUUGGCACGGCCAAGGAGGCUCUAACCCGGGCUCAGUUGGGACAGGGUACCGGGCUCAUCCACAUGAACAGCGUUCAGUGCACGGGCAGGGAGCGGUCCCUCACAGAUUGCCCCCACAGACCAGUGCCGCUUUACAGCUGCAAGCACAGCCAGGAUGUUGCAGUCCGCUGCAACGUUCCCGACAGUGGCCUCCAGGCCACGGUGCGUCUGUCAGGAGGCAGAGACCCUGGGGAGGGCCGGGUGGAGGUACUGAUGGAGGUCAGAGGAGCCAAGCGCUGGGGCUCCAUCUGCAGCGAGAACUGGGGUAUCAAUGAGGCUAUGGUGGUCUGCAGGCAGCUGGGCUUGGGCUUUGCUGCACGGGCCCAUCAGGAGACGUGGUUCUGGCCGGGAUCCCCGGAGGCCUCUGAGGUGGUUUUGAGUGGAACCCACUGCACUGGCACAGAGAUGUCCAUCCAGCAGUGUCGCAGGAACGGACAGGUCUACUGCCCCCGGGGGGGAGACGGCAGAGCUGCAGGUGUCACAUGUGUUGAAACUGCUCCUGACCUGGUGGUGGACGCCCAGCUGGUCCAGGAGUCGGCCUAUGUGGAGGACCGACCGCUCCACCUGCUUGUCUGUGCCAAUGAGGAGAACUGCCUGUCCUCUUCUGCCGCCAGGAUGAACUGGCCUUACGGACACCGCCGCCUGCUGCGCUUCUCCUCCCGCAUCAUGAACAUGGGCCGCGCCGACUUCAGGCCACGGGCCAGCAGGGAGAGCUGGACGUGGCACCAGUGUCACAGACACUACCACAGUAUUGAGGUGUUCACCCACUAUGAUCUGCUCACCCUGAAUGGGACGAAGGUGGCUGAGGGCCACAAAGCCAGUUUCUGCCUGGAGGACACAUACUGCCCUGAAGGUCUCCACAAACGAUUCUCGUGCUACAAUAUGGGAGAGCAGGGCAUUUCCGUGGGCUGCUGGGAUACGUACCGCCACGACAUUGACUGUCAGUGGAUCGACAUCACAGACGUGCGGCCGGGAGAGUACAUUUUUCAGGUGGAAGUCAAUCCAACUUUAGACAUGGCUGAGUCCGAUUUCCAAAACAACGCCAUGCGCUGUCGCUGCAAGUAUGAUGGAGCGCGUGUUUACGUGUACGGCUGCCAUUCGGGUGACGCUUACAGCGCUGAGGUGGAGGACCUGUUUGACCACCAGCGGCAGAUCUCCAGCAACUUCCUGUGAGGAGCCAGCACCACAAUCCGGGAGCAGCAGGAUGAAGCUCCUCACCAUGCCUGAAACGUCACGGCGGGGGGAGGGAGGGACAUAGCAGCAUGCCAGUUAACAGGGAGGGUUGGGGGAAGACGUGAACCAUUAGAACCUGAGACGUUCCUGUCAGCCUCCGUUCAGGUGUCGUAGAAGAAACCCAGUCAGAGCGGGCGGGAGUCUUCAUUCAGAGUUGUUCCCAGAGCUGCAAACUAAUGGUUAGAAUGAACACCAUCAAACCCAGAAUCCCGCCUAAGGUUCUGGUUUGUCUUCUUUGGUGCUACUUUGCCUUCUUGGAAUAAAUCUACAAUGUUUUGCUAAUGUCAUGUAUAGUUUCAUAUUACCUCUGGAUAUUGUUCUUCAGGGCGAUAAUUUAUGCAGAAUAUAAUGUACUUUUCAGGUGAAACUUGUUUGUACUGUUUAUAACUACUUCCACAUUGUUGUUCUAUGUGAGGGCGGGGGUAGAGGAGGGCUGGCGUAACAGAACUUGGUGAAGGUUGAAUAAAUGCUUGACAAACA
Molecule: messenger RNA, 3344 nt
Organism: Oryzias latipes (Japanese medaka)
Lineage: Eukaryota; Metazoa; Chordata; Actinopteri; Beloniformes; Adrianichthyidae
Product: lysyl oxidase homolog 4
Biological process (GO): collagen fibril organization; peptidyl-lysine oxidation
Cellular component (GO): membrane
Molecular function (GO): copper ion binding; protein-lysine 6-oxidase activity
Source: RefSeq, a predicted model, not a curated record